GAUCUGAGGGACCCGAAUUUAAAACCUGUCGUAUUUGAUGGCAGAUCAGAAAGUGUUCGUGAUGUGCAAUUUAAUUCAGGAUCUAUAUAUGAAUUUAUCUCCGCAUUUGAAAACGGAAUAAUUCAGAAAUGGGACCUAAAAAAACCAAAUAUCUGUGAACGCAGAAUUAAUGCACAUGUAGGACCAGUUCUUGCAAUUGACUGGCAUUCUGAUGGGAGAACGAUUGCUAGUGGUGGACGAGAUAAAGCUAUUAAAAUAUGGGAUAUGAGUACAUAUGGUAUGAAACCAAAGGAGACGAUUUAUAGUAUGUCCAGUGUAGCACGUGUCCAAUGGCGGCUUAAUAGUCCAUCAGAAAUUGCUUCUUGUUCGUUACAAGGCGAUAAUCGAAUUUUUGUGUGGAAUAUAAAGAGACCUUAUAUUGCAAGUUACUUCUUUGAAGAGCACGUGGAUGUUCCAACUGAAUCUGAUGUACUUUGGUCUUGUUCCAAGGAUAAAUUUUUCAUUCAGCAAGACAUUAGGGAUUCUUACCGUCAAUUAGAUUUGUUAAGUAAAUGUGCAAUUGGUUGGAGUGUCUAUGAUCAGAUUGCGUUUGCUAUUGAGAAAUCAAACGAAUCACAUUCUGAAGAUCAUAGUCAGUUUCAUAUAAUGCAAAAGAAAUCUUAUCCUAGUGUUAUCGAAGCUCGUAGUGAAGAUCACCAUCAAUUACAAAAAACUGGUUCUAUAUCACUUCCAACGUUUGACCCCAAAUCUUUUUCAUAUCUUGCUAUAAAUUAUAUCUCAUCUGGUUCGGAUAUUUGGACUAUGUGCGACCAUAAUGCAAAGAUUGCCUGGGAUGUUCAAAGACACCGAACUGCCCAGACGUGGAAAGUUGUUCAAUUAUUAUACGGGAAGAAAACACCAUCUGAAGUGAACAAGACAGAAUCUAACAAAGAAUCUUCUUUGAAAGAUCUAUCAUCAGCUAAUCAUUCCAAAUCACCAAGCGAAGCGAAAGAUACUGAUUCUUUAAAGGAUCAUAACAGCACCGUAGAUAAACCUAUAAAUCCCGCAGCUGAUAUUGAUGAAGAUUCGUCUUAUUCGGAUAGUGAUCCACCUUCUGACGAUGAUACUGAGGACAAAUCUUGUCUUAAACGUGAACAAACCCCGGCUCCAACUACCAAUACAAUUGUUAGGUCAGAGUUUAAGGCCCCUUCAUGGGAUAAAGAACCAAUGAUGGCACAACUACUUGAUUAUUAUGCAGAACAGGGUGAUGUACAAAUGUGUGUUACUUUGAUUUUGGUUCUUGGAGAUAAACUCAAGAUAAAUGAAGAAAAAGCAAAACAGUGGUUUUAUUCAUAUGUUGAACUCCACAACGAUUUAUACGACAUGUAA
This is a messenger RNA of Racocetra fulgida, 1368 nucleotides long. The record is from the annotation of a GenBank genome assembly. Lineage: Eukaryota; Fungi; Glomeromycota; Glomeromycetes; Diversisporales; Gigasporaceae.